AUGUCACGCCCCUCCCAUACAUAAUUAAUCACUAUCAUGGUUCCAAGGGAUGUGAAAGAAUCUUUCAAAACUCAUUCGCCUGACGGGAAGAAGACACCAACUCGGGACUGGACCCUUAAAUUGUUUGAUUUUCACGAGAGGAAUAAAGGGCAAGACGAUAAGCCCAUCACAGGUGAAUACAUUGAUGGUGUACUGCUACCAACCCUGAUCAAGCCUGGGGAUGUGGUGGCCCUGAGGCAAGAGCUCAAGCUAAGAGAGACUGACGUUUUUGUGGCUACGUUUCCCAAGUGUGGCACAACGUGGACUCAGCAGAUAGUGAAACUGAUCUGGAGUGGAGGGAGAGAGGAUGGAAGGGACGUUGAUGAGGCUCUCCCAUGGAUUGACGUAACAAAACCACACGAACUUGAUGACAUGCCUUCACCUAGAGGUUUUAAAACCCACCUACCGUACCACCUCUGUCCAGGUGGAGAUCCCAGACAAUCUCCCGCCAAAUACAUAUAUGUUUAUCGUAACCCAAAGGACACCAUGGUCUCCAAUUACCAUUUUUCAGUUAAGUUUUUACCCGAGGACAUGCCAUGGAGCAAUUAUUAUAAAAUGAUGCUAAGCGGUGACGUUUACUUUGGUAACAUUUUUGAUCACAUGAGAGGAUGGUAUAUACAUAAAGAUCUGCCUAAUGUUUUAAUCAUAAGUUACGAAAUGCUAAAAAAGGACUCAUUUAACAUGAUAAAAAAGAUAUCAGAUUUCCUUGGGUACCAGCUCCAAGAUGAUGUCAUUGCUGAUAUAACAAAACUAACAUCAUUUGAAAAAAUGAGAGGGAACGAGCUAGCCAAUAACAGCUGGAUGGAUAAAUAUCGAAGAGAAGGGGCAGGAUUUAUGCGUAAAGGAGUCAUUGGAGAUUGGAAGAGUUUGUUCAGCGAAGAGGAAUCCAUUGAAAUUGAUGAAAUAAUAAAAGAAAAGUUGAGCGAUAUUGGACUAGUUUUUGAUUAUGAUCCAUAAAUGGUAUCACAUUUUAAUAAUUCAUACGUUGAUGUUUUUUUAUUGUAAUGAUACAUGCCUCUGGACUAGUGUUUUUCCGUAAACUUCAUAUCAUUAAAUUUUUAUUUGUCGAUAUACUUUACAUCUAUGUCUUUAUUGUUUGUACAAUAAAAUUUUGUGAAAGUUAAA
Messenger RNA from Amphimedon queenslandica, 1164 nucleotides. Its product is annotated as amine sulfotransferase-like. NCBI's taxonomy places the organism in Eukaryota, Metazoa, Porifera, Demospongiae, Haplosclerida, Niphatidae. Gene Ontology annotation, molecular function: sulfotransferase activity. The record is from RefSeq and is a predicted model, not a curated record. The transcript is spliced from 3 exons. Bases 37 to 996 code for a protein of 319 amino acids.